Molecule: messenger RNA, 3766 nt
Organism: Branchiostoma floridae (Florida lancelet)
Lineage: Eukaryota; Metazoa; Chordata; Leptocardii; Amphioxiformes; Branchiostomatidae
Exons: 11
Coding region: 124-2289 (721 amino acids)
Biological process (GO): oxaloacetate metabolic process
Molecular function (GO): catalytic activity; magnesium ion binding
Source: RefSeq, a predicted model, not a curated record
CAACAACCAUUACAGUACUAGUAUACCGGCAAGGCGAAGACUUGGUCAAUAGACAUCUUCUUGUCUCGUCCAUGCAAGCUAGCUGCUUCAUCUCUUCUUUCAAGCACCAGUUGUUGUUCAACAAUGGCACUCAUUCCAAGACUGAUGCAGUACAACAGUCUCCGCAAGGUGAUGCUAACGGCAGGCCGAUCGAUAACGCCUCCUAGCGGCAGCAUCGCCCAGUGCAGGGAACGGUCAUCGCUAGCUUCCCCGCUCAUGAGAUCCAUGCUGGUCCUGAAGAAUUCGCCUGCAUGCCUUCAACGGUUUAGCGAGGCAGAAGCCGACUCCUACUUCUUGGAUCUUGAAGAUGGGAUACCAAAAGACCAGCGAGACUCUGCUCUAAAGUUGUAUGCCGAGACGCUAGAGAGCGGAAUAUUCCGCGGCCAUACUGUGUACGUGCGCCUCAGUGACGUCAGUGACGAAGCCAGACUACAUAGAGAAGUAGACGCCCUGUGCCACCCGGACCUGACGGGCUUUAUUUUACCUAAAAUCAGUUCUUCUGAUGACGUCAAGAAAACUGACGAAAUCCUCGCCGAGUUGGAGAAGAAGAACGACCUGCUUCCCGGUCACUGCAAGAUGAUCCCCGUAAUUGAGAAUUUAGAGGGAUUCUUUCACGCACCGACCAUUGCAAAGGCAUCCCCGCGUUUGGCAGGACUCUGCUGUGGAAACGCGGAUUUUGCUGCGUGUUUCCAGCGACCACCUGGCAGCCCGAUUGAACAUUCCUUAGAGCUCCGAGUUCUACAAUCAGCUAAAGCGGCGGGGAUAACUGCACUAAACGCAACCUCCUACCUGGACAACUUCCCCCGUCUUGAACGUGACGUCACGCGAUAUAAGACGCUCGGAUUUGAUGGGGUUAUAGUGCUUCAUCCGUCGCUGGUGCCGUUUGUAAACCAACUCUACACCCCUACACGGCAAGAGAUAGACUGGGCCGAACAAGUCACGGCGGGAGUAAGAGUCUACCAGCGAUCAGCCCAGGAAUACAGACAGUUCAUCGGGCCUCCUCAUCUUCCCAGCGCCUCUCACAUCCUGGAGACGCACGGUAAGAUCAAGGUGUUGGAAUCAUCUGUAAGUAGAAAUACCAAACCUAAUGAAGAUAUGGGCACCGUUAAGCCAUUACAGCGGAAAGGCGGACUCUCAGCAAACUCCAUAAAAGGAGGAGAAUGGACCCCCGGUAUCGUACCCGUGACCUUGGAUUCGUCAUGGCGUGCAGCCUGGAACUCGUCAUUUCUCAACACUCGGAGGCUGAACAGUGAUGAUGUGGCGGCAAGGCAGAUGGGUCUUCCGGGAAUCCAACCUCCUUUCCAUCUACUGAAGACCUUGGCGAUGUCUUUAGCUGUGGCAAAGUCGUCUGAAACAGCUCGAUUCCAUUUGGGGACUUACAACGCUGUACAACUGAGACCGGUGGCCGAAGGAGACACCAUCAGAGCUUACUUCUCUCUGGACAGCGUGGCUGAGGCAGGAAGCAGCGGCAGAUACUCCGUAGUGACCAGCUCUCACGUCCUCGUCAAUCAGCUUGACCAAGCCGUGUUCCGGGUGGCGAAGAAGACCAUGUACCCAAGGCUGAUGACUGGGGGGUUCCACUUUGCUAACAAGGCAAAGACCAAGGCCCCAGCAGACUCCGAACUUCGCAGUCACAUUGUUCAGAACGCAGCAGUGCUUAGAGACGGACAAAUGAUGGAAAGCCUGCCUUUGAUGCCGACUCAGCUAUACGUCCAUCGAGUGGUCAAGUCAUUUAGGCCGGGCGAAUCCAUGGGACUCUCCAACCUGAUACGAGUUACCAAUGCUCAUCACUUUAACACAAAAAAGUUCUCUUCUGAAGCAAUUGUGGUGCCCGGUCCCUUCGUUCUGGCGGCAACUGUCCACAACGUAGCUGAUGAGUUCGGUGACAUCCUGUAUGAAGAGGUGGUGGAGACUUCUAAUGUCAACCCAGUGAACCAGAAGGAUAUGAUUGGAUCUGUCAGCUUUAUCCACAGCGUUCAGCAACUGAUAGAGAAUCCCGAUCUAGAGGAGGUGACCGUACGUACCCUGGGGAUCAAGAACAUGGACGUCGAUGAGUUGAUGGAGAGAGAAGUUCCGGUUAGACUUUUCUCCGGAACCAACGUGAGAGGCGCAGACUAUGAGAAGAUCUGUAUGGAGGAGUUCCCCCUGCUCUACAGAAGGAUUGCUGCCCAGGUUCUGUGGAAGUUUCUCCGUCUGCGGCCUUCUGCAGCCAAAGAGGUUCCUGUGGGGAUUCAGCCAGAAUUCUCCUGAGCCAGGUGUUAAACUUAAAGCGUGUACCGGUAUAUCACUGGGCCGCACCUGUUAGUGCACAUUCGCCUUUGAUAUCUAAUUGCUAAAGCUAAGGGCACAACCCGCCGUACGUGCAAAUGCGUGCUGCAUACGUGCCAAAACGUGGGCAAUCUUUUGGGAUCCGUAAGUGGUAAAUGUCGCCUCCGUACGAACUCGUAGGGAAUCUGAAGGAUUUUGGAUCAUGAGACACGCCGUAGAACUUUACGUGCAGGCAAAUAUUAAACUUUAUCUGCUAUCGGGCUGCUGAUUCACCACCCGUACGUGCCAGUACAAGCGACGCGCCUACCCUGUACAGCCUGAACGUUUUCAGAAAUACGUGGCGGACGUGGCCUCCCGUGUGCCGCAAUUCAGUCUGUCCGCAAGGGAAAAUUCGCAAUAAUUGUAUGCAAAGGGCAAAAAUUUUAAUUUGUUGUUAUGUGGCAAAGUCGUUACAAGCGGUAGAGUAAAGAACUUCUAACCCAUAUUUCAUAAUAAGCAUUAUAAGGUGCACGUUUGAGGUGAUGCUUCUUGUAGUAAAAUGUAUUUUUGUAUGUAUUAUAAUGAUUACAAUAUUUGCAAGAGUUCUAGGGUUGACCAUAAUAGAGCAUGUGGUAGAGACAUAGAAAACAGACUUGUGACAAGGGCAGUUAUUGAAAUUGUCGUAACAAGAAACUAAUUCAAAUAUUAGUGUUGUACAUUGGAAUGUAUCCUUUAUAUUAUUAGAUGAUAUUAGUAUAAAUAAUAGAUACAUUAUACAAGUUGCAUCAAGAGAUAUGGAUGUUGAAGUGGUGAUAUUCAAUUGCAAACACGACGAUGAAACUUUAUACCAGUUGAUAAGUAUUGAAGGGAGAAAGACACUAGAAUUUUCUCAAUUAUGCACAUGACCCUGACAUCCAAAAUUCAUUUACUCAUACCGAUACCUUUGCCAAAUGAUAUUAUCAUUUUUGAUGGGAGUAUAAUACGUGUUUCUCAUUGAAUCUGUAAUUAAAGUCCUCAUUUGCAUGAAUUGUCUCAGUUGAUCAUCUUCUCUACCCAAAUAGCACCAAAGUAUGGACAUCUUAUCUUAGUAAAAAGGCUGUUGUAGCAGCUUUACAUAAAUUAUGUACAUGUGACCCUGACUUUCAUGAGAUAUGCCUAAUAAUUUUCACCUUUAGUAAGCUUCGAAGUGCCUAAAUUAUGGUAUUCCCGUCAUUUACAACUGUGGAAUUACAGUAUUCUUUCGUUAAUUAUGCAAAUGAGUAAUUUGUAGCUAUGGACAUUCCUCUGUUACAUACAUGAUAAGUCCUAUCAUUGACAGCAGUUCGUUGAUGAGCUUUCCUCAUCAACUAUGCAAAUAAGCGGAUGAUUUACAUAAUUAUCAUGUGCAUCAUCACUUAGGAUAUUUAUAUACCAAAAAACAUUUACGAGAUGUCAACACGUUCUUGAGCUAUAUUUUUACCGUCUAUUCCCCCCCCCCCCC